Messenger RNA from Spirodela intermedia, 3094 nucleotides. The record is from the annotation of a GenBank genome assembly. Lineage: Eukaryota; Viridiplantae; Streptophyta; Magnoliopsida; Alismatales; Araceae.
AUGGUGACGAACAAGGGGAAGAAGGCCAAGGUGGCGGAGAGGACGCGGGAGGAGAACGACCAUUUGGACGGGGAUCUCGUGCUCUCCAUCGAGAAGCUUCAGGAGAUUCAGGAUGAACUCGAGAAGGUGAGGGACUCCGCCGCCCUCUCUACCUAUCCCUUCAUCUUGCACGUCCCCUUUCCCCAUUCUUCUUCUUCCCGGGAGUUCUGGCUGAAAUGCUCUCAAUGUUCGUCUAGGAGAUCUUCGUUCCUUGUCAUUCCAAUAAAAGGGAUCCAAUUAUCCCCAUUCAAGAGGGUCCAGGCCCUCCCCAUGGAUCAAUGCGUUCUUCAGAUCCUCGUUCCUUUCGAUUUUGUGUCUUCUAAUGGGAUUUUAGCUUCUGGGAGUCUUUCAUCUCCCCUGAUAUACGCUGCUGCCGAAGGAAGGCUUCAUUAACCCUAUUUGUUAUCCCAGCUUUGUUUCAGACGCUCGCAGAUUUUCUUUUCUCUGUCGAGGCCUACACCCUCUGAAAGGUUGUCUGCUUAAUCUGUGGCGCUGGAUGAUCCUACAUUCCCUUUCUCCGACUAGGAUGAUGAUUUCAAGUCAUUACAUAUAGUCAUGCCUCUAUCUAUAUAGAAAAACUGGUAGUUCCUGGUGGACGGUCAAUUCUAGUCCUUUAAGAUCUCUGGAAACUUAUAUGGGUCAUUCUUCUUCCUUUUUUACGUUGUUAAUUUUUAACCUGAGGGGCUGUGAGGUGCUCCACUUGUGGAGGGAUGGUAAUCGUGGUUGGUUCAAUUUUCAUUUAUCAACUGAAGAAGAGAUAUGAUCCAAUGAAUUUUCCGAUGUUUAGUUUCCCGGGCGGACUGUUCUUAUCAUGAUCUACUUGGGUUUUAAUAGUUGCAACGAUUAAAUCUGCGCAGAUCAACGAGGAAGCAAGUGAUAAGGUUUUAGAGGUUGAGCAGAAGUACAAUGAGAUUCGGAGGCCCAUAUAUAGCAAGAGGAACGAGAUCGUCCAAGCAAUCCCAGACUUUUGGUUGACCGCGGUCAGUAUUCAUUGAUGUCACACACUUGAAUGCCCUCUGGCGUCAUGUUAUUUCUCUAAUUGAUCAUCAUAGUUGACUCCUGCAGUUCUUAAGCCAUCCUGCUCUUGGUGAUCUUCUCAGCGAUGACGACCAAAAGGUUGCUGGGUGUGAAGAGACACAAUCAGGGCACCAGUUUCUGAUUAUCUUCUUGUUUUCUGGAUCCUCACGUGCUCCACCUCAAAUUUUCUCUAGAUUUUCAAGCACCUUACUUCCCUGGAUGUCGAGGACUUCAAAGAUGUGAAGUCAGGAUAUUCCAUCACCUUUGUAUGUUGGCUCUCGUGGGCUAUUCCCAUGAUCAUGGGGCGCAUAUCUAUUUAUUUUCAAUGAUAACGAGCCUAUACUUAUUCUUUUUGCCUCAGACGUUUUCACCGAAUCUGUACUUUGAGGACACGAAGCUUGUGAAGACGUUCAACUUCUUUGAUGAAGGAACAACCAAUAUAACCGGCACGAGAAUAAGAUGGAAGGAGGGCAUGGUAAGUGUUCCUCUUUGUUGUAUGUGCCAUGUCGUUGUGAUUUUGCCUUCUCUUGGUUACGUUGGAGACUCACACUCAAGUUCUUCUAGGAUAUUGCGAAUGGAACUGCUCCGGCAGCCAAAGAUGGAAAGCGGAAUUUCCAUGAAGAAAGGUGGAAUAUGCGUAUAUGCAUUUAUUCCUUUUUAAUUGCAGCAAUGCCCUCGGUUAUUGCCCUCUAAUGUUGAGAACCGGGAGUCUUGUGGGCUGUUCUCUUCUGUUUUUUCUACAAUAAUUGCAUUGUGUUCUUCUGUUUGGCUGUUCCUUGUGCCCAUCUGAUGUUGAUCAUUGUACUAUAUAAAAUCCAGUUUCUUUUCCUGGUUCGGGGAAACUCAGCAGAAAAGCUUGUCGGAUGGGUUCCAGGAUGAGGUAAGUUUCCUUCAUUUUAUUCCUACGUUCAAUCAUAAAGGUACCCUCGCUUUUAAAGCUUUUUAUUCUCAGUAAAUGUUUUAUGCGGAGAAAGCUUGUAUAUUUCUGGAUUAACAUCAUCUAAUGCAUGGAGUAACUUUUAUGACUGAUACAUUGGUACUUAAAGCAUGAGUGAUUAAUUUUGCUUCCUCAUUUAAUGAAUUUGGUGCUCUCUGUAGGUUAACUCCGCAUUAGUGUUCAAUCAUUGUUGAUGUUGCACUUGUUAACCCCGCCCCUCACUCCUGCUAUUAUACCCUUCUGUAGGUGGCAGAGAUAAUCAAGGAAGAUCUAUGGCCCAAUCCUUUGAAAUAUUUCAAUAAUGUGAGCCAUUUGUUGUUGUGUUUGUGGAUUGUCCGCAUAGCUCAUUUAAUGAACUUCACACAAAGUUAUUGAUUGGUUUCUUAUACAGGAAGGCGAUGAGGAGGAUUUUGAUGGGGAUGAAGAUGAUGAAGAGGUCCUCUCUCUCUCUCUCUCUCUCACUCUCACUCUCACUCAAUAUUUUUCUGUUCAUAACGAAUUUCCAUGCAUUUAAAUAUUAACAACAAAUGCUAGCCAUUGAUAUCUGAAACUCUCUGAAAUCGUCUCAGUUGGAGUGCUCGAUUCACUCUGAAAUGGUAUAUUUAGAAUCUGCUGGUAGCCAUUCAACACAUGGCAUACAUCUCCGGUUUCAAAGGCUAGCUUUCUUCUUUUAGCAUACUCAUAUUUACUUAAUAUCUGACAUACAGCACGCUAGUAAAACUUUCUGAAAGUUUGGGUCUUUUUUUUUUCUUAAGAAGCGUGAGUGAUCUCACUUUAGAAGGUAAAUUGUCACCUCAACGCAGCAUUUUAGAAGGUUGAUCUUGUCGGCAGUCCACCCAAGGUUCUUCCGCCUUAAGAUCACCUACAUUUUUUUGAAUCAAACUUACCGCUUCAAGCAAUGCAAUCUAGCCUGACCUGGGCCCGUGUUCGUGCUGUUAAAUUUGGGGUCAGCAAGCAAGGGGAGCACCCGCGUUCUACUCUCAUAUAGAAGUCGAUCAGACAUUCAUCUCACUGAUCUUUGAUUUACAUGGUCAGGGAAAGGGCACGGAUGAGGAAGGAGACGAGCAGGAGGAAGAGGAUGAUGAGGAAGAAGACGGCUGA